This is a messenger RNA of Phaeodactylum tricornutum CCAP 1055/1, 902 nucleotides long. RefSeq lists its product with no specific name. NCBI's taxonomy places the organism in Eukaryota, Bacillariophyta, Bacillariophyceae, Surirellales, Neidiaceae. Gene Ontology annotation, biological process: dephosphorylation; DNA repair. Bases 1 to 609 code for a protein of 202 amino acids. Gene Ontology annotation, molecular function: phosphoglycolate phosphatase activity. The transcript has a single exon. The record is from RefSeq and is a predicted model, not a curated record.
AUGACCGCAGAGACUCCAAUCACGACGCUUAUCUUUGAUGUUGACGAUACUUUAUACGACGUAUCAACCGGAUUUACGGACCAUCGAAAUGGCGAGGCAGCACAACGUUUCAUGAUGGAAUAUCUAAACUUUCCUGAUCUGGAAUCUGCCAAAAAGAUUCGUGACCAAUACUUUGAAAAGUACCAUGCUACGGCCAAAGCUUUGACAAUUGCGGAGCAGGACGGAGCCUUCCCUCCACCUGACCCGACCAAGCCUACAAAGGUGCCACGAUUUGAUCCGAAGGAUCUAGCCGACUAUUGGACGUCAAAUCUUGAUUUUCGACUAUUGGGUGGGAAGAAAAUUAAGCUGUUACAAGAUCUAGAAAGCUGCGGACUCAAAUUGGUCGCUUUUUCCAAUGGCCCCCGUAGGUAUGUGAAACGAGUUUUAGUUGAGCUAGGUUUGUUUAAUGUCUUCGGUGACGAGCGUCUCUACGCUGUUGAUGACGUGCUACCCUUUUGCAAGCCCGAAAAGGAGGCCUUCGAAAAAAUAUUUGCUGACGUCGGAGUCAGAGCCGAUGAAUGUGUAAUGAUUGAAGACAGCAUGAAAAACAUAAACGCGCCAACGAAUUAGGGAUGAAAACUGUUCUCGUGAUCGGCAAGGGCAGAAUGAAGAAUUGCAAGAGGUCAGGGGCCAUUUGUGUGGAAGAUACGGGAGAAUCGACCAAUACUCGUGACGCUCCUGAUAUGGACGAUCCUGCCGUUGAUUUCGUCGUCGAAACUGUAGAUGAACUGCGGCAGAAAAUCCCCGGCUUAUGGGCAUCUCCAGCAAUCUUUAUGCCUACAGAAUAGUACCACCCAAAAUUGCAUAGACAAGUACUAUACUUGAUGGUAGAGCUAGACUCAAAUAGCGCUCUCUAUUCUUGC